AUGGCAGUCAUCUCUGAACCAAUAUCAUUUGCAUCGCAACAUGUCGGAGGCAUCCUUCUCCUCCUCGGUGCACUCUAUCUAGCUUCCAACUACCUCAGUCUAGGGGUAUGCUCUGUUCCCGGCCCAUUCCUGGCAAAAUUCUCCAAUCUGUGGAGAUUCAUCGACGUCGCAAAUGGUCAUGCUGAAGCGACAUUAUACGAAUUACAUCAGAAGCACGGGGAUUAUGUACGACUGGGGCCGAAGGUAGUGAGUGUACGAGAUUUAGAUGCUCUGAAAAUGAUCUAUGGUAUCAAUAAGGGAUACCGGAAAACAAACUUCUACCAUGUACAACAGCAGCUAGCCAAAGGGAAGCCGACUCCUACACUCUUUACCACUACGGAUGAAGAUUUCCACGCUGCCAUCAAGCGGCCUAUAUCAGGUGCAUACUCAAUGAGUACUCUGACCGAGUUUGAGCCCUUUGUUGAUCAGACGAUCCAUACUCUGUUCGGGAGACUGGACGAGUUUGUAACCAGGGAUGAGGUUUGUGAUAUUGCGGUCUGGUUGCAGUAUUAUGCAUUCGAUGUAAUUGGGGAGUUGACUUUCAGCAAACCACUUGGGUUCCUCGAGAAAGGGGCCGAUGUGGAAGGCAUUAUCGAGGCCCUUGAGCAUAUGCUUGACUACUCUGGAAAGGGGGGCUCAACGGGUGCGGUUGCUCGUUUUGCGCGGGCUCGCCUCGAUGAACGGUUGAUGCAUUCAGAGUCAACAGCGAAGGACAAUAGAGAUCCCACCCAGUCGCACAGAGACUUUCUUGCCCGCUUUCUGGAAGCCAAGAAGAAAUACCCAGAUAUUGUUACCGAUAACCAGGUCUUUUCAUAUACCGUGAGCAACAUGAAUGCCGGCUCCGAUACUACAGCCAUCUCGCUUAGAGCAAUCCUCUACUACACCCUCAAAAGCCCAAGGGUCAUGGCGAAACUAUACGAAGAACUCACCACUGCUUAUCAAGAACGCCGGAUCUCGCUCCCCGUCUCCUGGAAGCAAAGUCAAGACGAGCUCCCCUACCUCGAUGCAGUGAUCAAGGAAGCGCUCCGCCUCCAUCCAGCUGUUGGGUUACUUCUCGAACGAAUCGUCCCCACCGGUGGACUCCAGCUUCCCAACGGUGGGCCAUUCUUGCCAGCGGGGACCAUUGUCGGUGCCAACCCCUGGAUUAUCCACCGUCACUCCAUCUUCGGGCAGGAUGUUGAAUUCUAUGUGCCGGAACGCUGGCUGCGGGCGGAUGGGGAGUCUGAAACAGCUUUCCACGCGCGGAGGCAGGACAUGUUCCGAGCAACAUUCACAUUUGGAGCUGGACCCAGGACGUGCAUUGGGAAGAACAUUAGCUUGUUAGAAAUUUACAAGUUGGUCCCUUCGUUGUUUCUGACAUAUAAGAUUGACCUUGAGCAUCCGGAGAAGCAAUGGCAGACUGUCAACGCGUGGUUUGUGCGCCAAAAGAACAUGCACGUCAGACUGGCUCGGCAUGAUAAUCUCUAG
Penicillium subrubescens is the source of this 1506-nucleotide messenger RNA. Its product is annotated as cytochrome P450. Bases 1 to 1506 code for a protein of 501 amino acids. Gene Ontology annotation, molecular function: monooxygenase activity; heme binding; oxidoreductase activity, acting on paired donors, with incorporation or reduction of molecular oxygen. Lineage: Eukaryota; Fungi; Ascomycota; Eurotiomycetes; Eurotiales; Aspergillaceae. The transcript has 5 exons. The record is from RefSeq and is a predicted model, not a curated record.